Molecule: messenger RNA, 1941 nt
Organism: Pseudocercospora fijiensis CIRAD86
Lineage: Eukaryota; Fungi; Ascomycota; Dothideomycetes; Mycosphaerellales; Mycosphaerellaceae
Exons: 13
Coding region: 1-1437 (478 amino acids)
Source: RefSeq, a predicted model, not a curated record
AUGCUGUCGCUCGUUAGGAGUUUUCAUAGAUCAAGAUUGAUUUCCUUCGGGUUCGACUUCCCUCUUCUGCUCACAUUUGAACAUUCCCAAUUUGUGACUUCUUGGAGCAUGGAUGCCAUCGUGUGUCUGUUGCGGCUGAGCGCUGCCCAUAGUCUCCCUCUUUCUCCUCCAAGGUCAAUAUCCUCAUUCAUGGCCACUUCAAUCCUGUCUCUGGCCUUUUCGGUGCUUGCCUUCACCUUCACCAUAUCUUCGCCGACAAAACCUAAUCUUUUGAUGUCAGGCCAGCUUGCAGCUCCAUGGGACAGCACAUGGGCACUCAUGAUGGCCGUCUGGAUCUCACACUCGAUUUCCUCUCCUGGUCAAUUGGCAGAAGACAAGCCUUGGAGGAAGCCAAUUAGCAUCUGGAAAAUCUGGAACAAUCCUCGCCUCAUGGCACAUCCCUCCAAUCUGCUCACCUUCACAACCGACCGUUUCGCGAAAGCCACAACCUACCUCUUCAUCUACGUCUAUAUCCUCCCACUCACCUUCUCCCCCGCCAUCUUCCCAGUCCAGAUCGACGAUUUCUCUCCCGUCUAUACAACCUACUUUCGCCGCCUCCUGUUUCCAAACAACACCCCGAUCACAUAUCACGAAACCCUCGUCCGCAUCAUCUGGACAUUUCUCUGGGCUCUGGGUCCAUACCUAACCCUCGAAAGCGCACAUGCGCUCUUUGCCAUCUUCUUCGUGGCCAUUCUACGCACAGACGAGGCAGAGGAGUGGCCGCCACUUUUCGGAAGUCUCGCUGAAGCGUAUGGUAUGCGAAGAUUUUGGGGAGUGUUCUGGCACAGACUGAUCGUGAGAGCUUAUUCAAAUUUCGGGAGGGUUUUGGCGAGGAGGGCAGGAAUGGAGAGGAGGAUGGUGGUGGCUUUUGUGGUAUUUGGGCUCUCUGGACUUGCACAUGCGGCGACGGCGUGGUUGUUUGGCGACACAUAUUGGGGAUUGGAUGUUGUUUGGUUUCUGGGUUGUUUCGUGGUUGGAGCGAUGGAGACUGCUGGGUCGCAGUUAAUGGAGAAGGCCAUAGGGCAGGAGCCACUGUGGCUCGCGUUGAAGCGCAGUGGAUUUUCCAAGGGCUUGGCCGAAGUCAAUUCUCUUGCUUGUCCAAACGCCCCUUGCGCCCAUCACACGCUGUACGGCGGGAGUCAUGGAGUCUUUCGAGGGAAUGAUCUCCUUACGCAAACCUUGUCUUUUCCUACGAUGCCAACGAACUCCGACAAUCUAUCCCCGAGCGACCACCUAGUCCGCAAUCGUAACUUAUCACCUGCCACUGUUCUAUACGAAUAUAUAAUUUGUUUGCUAUUCUUGGGCAUGAUCGAGAGCAAUAUCCCUAACAUACACAAUGGGAAUCUAAGGCCUCCCUGCCGAAGCAUUUCUCCAAGGAAAAGUCGAAAUCCAUUGUGACUGGCCUCUAUUCUAGACCUCAGAGGGCGCCUUCCGCUACAUAUAUUCCCGAGGAGGGUUUUCCAGGUGAGUCACCAGCCACAGUCUGGGAUUUGGGAUUUAGUUCGACCAGAAAGGCCGUGAACGACAGGUUCAGAGACCUGAUCGUCGACAUUGUCGAUCAGAGUCUGCAUCCUGGUCAUAAGAUUGUGGUCCGUCUGAGAGGUAGUGUAUUCGGGGCAAAACGGACGAGAACUCAAACUUUUGUUGAGAAUGAUUUUGGUCGGGGGUUCUUAUGUCAAUCCUGUUGGUCCUUGAGGCUUGCAGCAGUCGCUCUAGACUUGAGAUGGGUGACAUGCCCGUACGUAGGAAGCCAAUUGUGUCCAUGUCAACUUUGCGUAAGAUGCACAGCUCAAGAGCCUUGGAUUUUCGGUCGCUGGAAUGGGUAUGUCAAAGUUGGCACAUCGCCGACCAGCAAUACUGUAUGUCAGGGUUCAGCCAGAGUGGAUCCUUGUCGCAACCUGG